CUCACCAAGAGCUUGACAAGACACCAUGGGAAGAGCUCCCUGCUGCGACAAAGCCAACGUGAAGAAGGGACAAUGGUCGCCUGACGAGGACGCCAAGCUUAAGUCCUACAUCGAGCAUCACGGCACCGGCGGCAACUGGAUCGCGCUCCCAAACAAGAUCGGGCUUAAGCGCUGCGGGAAGAGCUGCCGCCUCCGGUGGCUGAACUACCUUCGGCCUAACCUCAAGCGCGGAGGGUUCUCCGAAGAAGAAGACGACAUCAUAUGCAGGUUGUUCGUCAGCAUCGGAAGCAGGUGGUCUGUGAUCGCUUCACAAUUGCCGGGGAGGACCGAUAACGACGUCAAGAACUACUGGAAUACAAGGCUGAAGAAGAAGCUCUUGGGCAAGCACGCGAAGGGAGCAGAAGCUAAGGGAGAUGACAAUGGCGGGAUCACUGGCUCGCCUCAGCAACCUGCUCCAAUCGAUCACGUACGCCAUGAGCUUGAUGGGAGAUUCUACAUUGACGCAGCAAACCAUGGAAGUGAUAGAAAUUAAGCGAAGAAAAUAGAAAUAUAAAAAUUGUAGAAGAAACUAUGAAAUGUAUAAGAUAUAAUUGCCUAAUACAUUUUGAUAGUGAGUUCUUGACAGUCAUUUAUACACACUCAGUAGGGAAGUUAUACACAUUCAGCAUGAAGGAUUUUUCUCAACUGCUGAGAGAUUUCCUCAACUGCCUUGAGGAAAUCUUAUCUGCUUAUCAUGCCCCCGUAAGAUUGAGCUUCCAUCAAGGAUGCCGAUCUUGGACCGAUGAGAUGAAAAUAGUUUACGGGCGAGAGGCUUUGUGAGUGAGUCGGCUAGUUGAUCUGCUGUAUGUACAUGAGAAACUCGGAGUUGAUGUCUGGCAACUUGAUCUCGCACAAAAUGGAAGUCGAUGGCUAUGUGUUUCAUGCGGGAAUGGAACACUGGAUUGGCACAUAAAUAAGUAGCUCCAAUAUUAUCACAAUAUAUUGUAGGAAUAACCGUGGAGUUGACGUUGA
Musa acuminata AAA Group (dessert banana) is the source of this 1011-nucleotide messenger RNA. RefSeq names its product transcription factor RAX3-like. The transcript has 3 exons. Lineage: Eukaryota; Viridiplantae; Streptophyta; Magnoliopsida; Zingiberales; Musaceae. Bases 26 to 532 code for a protein of 168 amino acids. The record is from RefSeq and is a predicted model, not a curated record.